AAACAGCUCCCACAAUUGACAGGGUCGCCCUUUCUUCAGUACAUCACACCCCUUCACCUCACCUCCUCCCCCCCGCCAUGGCGUCUGUCGCAGGCCGCAAAAAAUCAAUCGUCUCUGGCACGGGGCUGCAAAUCGAAACUCCAGUCGCAAAUAAUACCCUUCUCAACCAGGCUGCCAUCACUUCUCUCUACCAAGAAUGUUCUCGCCUCAAAGCCCGUCUAAUGCGUCUUCGUGGUUUCGACUACUAUUUCUCUCUCGUCGCUGCUUCGGAUAGUCGACAGUCGACAGACCCCGUUACCCAAUUAUGGGAUCUUUUCUCUUAUGGCAUUCCCCUUUGCUACAUCUUCGACCUUCUUCCUGAAGACAAGGGUUUCAAUAAAAUCAACAAUUCAGAAUUCGAGCAGGGGGCAUACGAGGUCAAUCCAGAUCGUGUCAAAAAGCGGGCUAUUGCCCUCUUCAGCAUGCAGAUCAAGGACGUCACAGAUCGAAUACCUGAAGUGGAGCAGUUCAUGGUUACAGAUCUGUGGAAUAGAGGUUCGACAGAUGGUUUAGUGAAGGUCAUCAAGACGGUUAAGGCCAUCGUCGAUCAUCUCCCAGAAGAUGCUUGGGAAGACGUCCCCCCAUCGCCCCCAUACUUGUCUUCACAUGACUCACACGACUCUCUCUUCUUGGACGCUUCAUCACCAUCAGUGCCUUCCAACGCCCGGGAGACCGCCAGAAACAACAUAGUUCGAGAGAUUGUCGAGACUGAACGGAAAUAUGUUCAAGAUUUAGAGAUCAUGCAGAAAUAUGCCACUGCGCUCUCCCAGAGCAAUAUCAUCGACCAAGACACAAUACAUUUCCUCUUCCCGAAUCUGAACAAGCUGCUUAAUUUCCAACGUAAAUUCCUUAUUCGCCUUGAGGGGACAGCGGAAUUACCGUGGCAUGAGCAGCGCUGGGGCCAGCAUUUUCUGGAUAGCGAAGAAGACUUCUGCGUUUACGAACCCUAUUGCGCUAAUUACACCGCUGCUUCUGAUCUCAUGCUCACUAAUGAGCAGAGUCUUGCUGCUCUCAAUCACCUGAUCAAUGUCAAGGGCGAACUGCCCGCCUUCCUUAUCAAGCCAAUCCAAAGAGUUUGCAAGUAUCCCCUCCUACUCGAUUCUCUUAUCAAGGCGUCGUCAGAUGACGACUAUCCACAUCUUGCUGAGCUCAAAGCUGGUUCCGAAGCCGCAAAAAGAAUCACAGACAAGAUCAACGAAGCACAGCGGCAGGCCGAAAACGAGUUGACUGUGAAGAACCUCCAAUUACGCGUCGAGGAUUGGAAGGGUCACCAUCUCGAGAAUUUCGGACAACUUCUGCUAGACGACAUCUUCAUCGUUACAAAGUCCGACAUCGACCGAGAGUAUCAUGUUUUCCUAUUCGAGAAGAUCAUACUCUGUUGCAAGGAAGCAUUACCAGUGCCUGCGAACGGUCGCAAGGUUAGCAAGAGCAAUUCUAUUCUCAAGAAACAAUCGACAUCUAUGCCUCUCACCCCCGGUAUACCCGGCCAACCUCAGAAGAAAAACACCCCGCUGUUACUCAAGGGUCGCAUCUUCCUUGGAAAUGUCACUCAGGCCGUGCCAACGCCUUCCCGAAACUCAGCAUUUUCCGGCAUUCCCACACAAUACCCGCUUGCAGUCUGGUGGAAAGGAGAUGACGAUCUUGAGUUUUUCACCCUUCGUUGCAAGCGAGAAGAUCAAAUGCGGCAAUGGGAAUCGACGAUUAACCGAUUGAUCCGGGAGUCUGCACAACGUCGAGCCAGCGAACGAGGUCUUUCUCGGGUCAUUACUAACAGCACGAAUCCCAGACUCGACCGAAACGCCAACCAACCCUAUCCUCUCCCACCUCAAAACAUUACAAAUGUAUACAGCCGUAACCGCGGUGACAGCGUUUACGAAAGGGAGCAACCGCAUAAUGCUGUUCCAUAUGGUGUCGGGCCUCAGGGAUACCCUCCUCACGAUGCUUUCGAGUCGGAAGCAGACGACGAAGAUUAUGAAGAUUAUCCUGCCACCAAUACGUACGCCAGCACCUCAGGACGGGGAACACCUAUGGGAAGUGUGCGAAAAGGAAUACCCGGGCUACCUGCUGAAAGGACGUAUUCGGAGACGAUGCUUGACGGUCCAUACAACAUCAGAUCUGGGAUGCCACCACCUCCACCACCCUUAAACAUCAGACCGGUAACCCCUCGCCUCAACUCCAACAUUAGCAACAUGAGCGCCAAUAGCGACUCGAGUUUCGGCAACAGCACACGCCAACGGUCACAACCUCCUCCAUUGCGUAGCCAAUUUAGCUCUAACAAGUUGAGAACGACUGGCGAGAGUGGAGAUUAUAGGAAUGGAAUCCCGCCUACACCUGCACCGGUGAACCGCUCAAGGAGUGCCAGUCAACCGUCAGCAUACAUUCCGAAGAGUGCUCCACCACCUCUGCCUACUACUCAGUGGGAUCCACGAUCGAACCCUUUAGUUAGCAGUAGUAAACGAGGAAGUGGAUCGAGUCAGUCCACGGGUGACAGCUCUGACUAUUCGCCCAACUCGUCAUCUCCUAUUACGCCUUAUGGUUCUAGCGAAUCUUCGCUCGCUCUUCGGCCUUCACGGUCACUGGUUUUCGAAGGUGGCGUUGGCCGAUCGCAACCUGUGAAAGUGAAAGUUCAUUUCCAUGAGGACAUCUUCGUGAUACAGGUGCCUAUCGUAACGGAGUACGACGACCUAGUUGAGAAAGUGGGUCGCAAGAUUCGACUCUGCGGACCACGUCGUGAAGACGGUCCAUUGCGCAUCAAGUACAAGGACGAAGAAGGCGAUAUGGUUUCUUUAGGAUCGACAGAAGAUGUUCAAAUGGCUUUUGAACAGUAUAGACCCGGAGGACAAGUCAUUCUCUACGUGACGUAGCCGCUCUCUUUCGCGUCGCUCUGAUUCUUCUUCUGGUGGAUUAAUUCGGGUUUACUUUGGUCUCCUGCGCAUGAUUAUGUUCCAUAUUCCACCCAUUCACAAUCUUUCCCUCAUCCUCGGCGACCCCCUCAUCCCUUCUAUGCCCCCUCGCGAUUACCAUAGACUUUCUUGACUCUCACAUUCGUUAUCUUCACUUUCCAUUUGUACCAUUCGCUUCGGUCAUUUUCAUAUGCAUCAACUACAUUCCUUCAUGUCUGUUUCCUCUACAUUCUAACACACAUUCGUUUUCUCUCCUCCAUCGUCUAUUUCUAUGACUAUAACCCCCCUUCCAUUGCAUCAAUUCCUCGCCCUUCCCAAUACUCUUCACCCAAGGGGGGAGACUUAAUACCUUUUUCGCGUAUUAUAUCUCUGCUAUCUAAACUGUUCUUAUCGUUUUUGCCUCUCUUUGUUUCGUCCCGCCUUGUUAUCCUCUGUUCUCUCCUCGGAUUUUGUGGUGACAAGCCCUGGGAAAGGCCUGUCUUUUUCUGGAUUAUCUUUCUUUUCUAUUCAUGUAUUUUAUUAGACGCAAUGCUCAAGCACUCAAUACGAACCUGACCUCCGAUGAGAUAACAAAUAGGGAGACCGGGACGUACAUGAGUAGAUACAUGCCUACAAUACGGACAUCAGAUCUCCGAAUGACCCCAUAACUGUUCCGCCAGAAACUUCGAGAAGACCAAUCCCGGGGUAGUUAAUGCAUAUUAUUAUAUUAGGGAAUUCCAU
Marasmius oreades (fairy-ring Marasmius) is the source of this 3662-nucleotide messenger RNA. RefSeq lists its product as uncharacterized. NCBI's taxonomy places the organism in Eukaryota, Fungi, Basidiomycota, Agaricomycetes, Agaricales, Marasmiaceae. Gene Ontology annotation, cellular component: nucleus; mating projection tip; division septum. Gene Ontology annotation, molecular function: protein binding; guanyl-nucleotide exchange factor activity. Gene Ontology annotation, biological process: establishment of cell polarity; septin ring organization. The coding region runs from base 78 to 2903 and encodes 941 amino acids. The transcript is spliced from 7 exons. The record is from RefSeq and is a predicted model, not a curated record.